AUGAAACUGCCAAAAAUUUCCAUUUGCAAAGUGCUACUACUGCUCAAUUUCUUCGCGCUACAAGACGUACAACUUGUUUCCGCUGCUAAUUUGCCCUCUUUAUCAACUAGCACUAAGGCAAAGGACAGUUCUAGCAAGGCUAGUUCCACAGCCAAGACAACGACGUCGUCGGGGAAAACUUCUGUAAGCAGCAAGGAUGUUACGUCAAGCCGUAAUAUUACCUCGACCAGUAAAAUGCCCAAAAUCACUGCAAGUGCGAGUACAAGUCUAUAUUCCAACUCUAGCAUAGGGACUAACCACAGUGAUUUUUCAUCUUCAUCAAUAACACCGUCCAGUGUUUAUAUCCCAGUAACAGAUGGGAACAAAUUCAUAUACCAGGCUCGCCACCCCAACGGUACUGUUUUUAUUGCCUUCGCAAGUUGUCUAGGUGCUAUUCUACUGUCUUUAACAAGUGUUUGGAUUGCGCUGAGUAUAAAGUCAUGGCGAAGUGCUCAAAGGGAAAACAAGUUAAGAAACUUAGAAAAUCAAUACCAAUAUGAUCCCUUUUAUUUCCAGUCAAAGUCUAAUGAUAAUGAAAGCGAAACUUCCUCUCAUUCUGACGACAGUGAUAUAUCCGAAAAAGUGUUGAAAAAGAAAACAUCUCGUAUGAGUUUGUACACCCUAGGGUCAACUUCUGUACUAAAUCUUUUGAACAAUAAAACCGAACCCAAUGAAAACUUUAGAUCAUCCAUGUUUAUUUCUCCAACUGAAAUUCUACAGAGUGAUGGCAAUAACUCCAACACAUGGUCUCAGCAAAGCAACGGUAGCGCGGUAUAUGAGUCUUUAUCUAGCACUCCAAGGGAACUUGGUGCUAUCCAAAUAAUUGGAAAGUUUUCAGAGAACACUAAUCCAUUUAAUUAUACAUCGUGCAAUUUAGGCCCUGACUCCAGAGAUGACUCUACUCCGAAGUCCAACACUAGUCAAGGAAAGGUAAAAAAAUACCGUCCCCCAAGUGUUCAUCUGGAUCAAUUACUUGACGGUGAUGAAUAA
Saccharomyces kudriavzevii IFO 1802 is the source of this 1029-nucleotide messenger RNA. It is a transcript of the gene CSI2, whose product is annotated as Csi2p. Lineage: Eukaryota; Fungi; Ascomycota; Saccharomycetes; Saccharomycetales; Saccharomycetaceae. Gene Ontology annotation, cellular component: fungal-type vacuole; cellular bud neck. The record is from RefSeq and is a predicted model, not a curated record. The transcript has a single exon. The coding region runs from base 1 to 1029 and encodes 342 amino acids.